AUGUUUAAUAACAGUAAUAGUAAUAAUCGUUCUACCACUGGUGGUAGUUAUGACUUUAGUGUUAAUGAUGUAUGUGAUCGAUUAGAAAAAGAAUUUAAUCAUAUGCAAGGUGAACGUGCACAACUACGUAUUGAAUGUGAAAAAUUAAAUGCAGAAAAAAAUGAAGUACAAAGACAAUAUUGUCUUUAUUAUGAAAUGGCAUAUCGUUUAUCAUAUGAAAUGCAUAAACAAACAGAAAUAACUAAACGUUUAAUAGCAUUACUUCAUCAAAUCAUUCCUUAUUUAACACCUGAACAACAAUCACAUGCAUUACCUGCACUUGAACGUGCUAAACAAGUAACAAUGAAUGAUCUUAAUAGUGUCAUUCAACAACAAUUUCAUGCACAAGCAACAGCUCUUGCGCUUGCCUCGGCUUCAAAUGCUUCAGCACCAGGCGCCGGUAUGCCACCUAUACCUGGUGGUAUACCUGGUCUUGGUUCAGCACCUCAUCUUCAAUUACCCGGUCCACCAGGUCUUCCAGGUGCUGUUGCUGGUCUUCCACCAGGAAUGUUAAAUUAUACAUCAGUAUUAAGCAGUUUAGCUUCACAAUAUGCACCAGGAAUUAAAGAAGAAGGUGGCGGUUCAAUGGGAUCAAAAGAAAGUGCUUCAUCACCACGAGCAAAUAAUAAUGAUUUAUUAGGUACUAAACAUAGUAGUAGUAGUCGAUCAUCAACAAAUGGUAAAUCAUCUAAACAUCGACCACCAAGUACAAGUAGUAGUAUAUCAAAACCACCCAAACAAUCAACAGCUGAAAGUGAUGGUGAACGUAGUGAAUCUGAUUUAGUUAUUGAUACAAGUGUUGGUGGAAAUCAAAAACAUACAAAUGGCAGUAAUAAUUUAGGUAGUGGUCUUCUUUUACCUAAUGGUAUUAAAUCAGAAAUUGCUGAUAAUCUAACUGGUUCAGGAAGUGGAACUGGAAAUGAAACUAUGACACAUACACCGCCUGUAUCAGCAUCUAAUGGUGGUGGAAAUUCAUCAAGAAGUCGACGUGACCGAAGUCCUAUGUCCGAUAAAGAUGGUUCACAACGUGGAAGUUCAUCAUCAGCUAUUAAAAAAGAACGAAAUACUCCACAACCAAAUAAAGCUUUAACACCAAUUACAGGUGGUUCAUCAAAUAUGGGUACACCUCAAAUGCAACCUGGUGGACCAUUAGGUUUACCACCAGGAUUUGGUGGUGGACGUUUACCGCCGUCGGCUGCAUUUGGUUUCAAUACAGGUCCAUUUUCUUCUCCUGAAGCAUUAGCAGCUGCAGCUGCUUUUGGUGCACUUGGUCCACAGCAUGCCAAUGCAUUAAAUCCAUUUAAUCCAUUUGGUCAUCCAUUUGCGCCAGCAGAAGUUGCUCAAGCAAUGGCUAUGGCAGCUCAACAUCAACAUGCUCAACAAAUGGCACAAGCACAAGCAGCUGCUCAAGCUCAAGCAUCAGCAAUUGCUGCCGCACAACGACAACAACACCAUCAACAACAGCAACAACAACAUCAACAACAACAACAGCAGCAGCAACAACAACAGCAACAACAACAACAACAGCAGCAACAACAACAACAUGGGGCAAAUAAUCAUCAUCAUCAAUUAAUGAAUCAAGCAUAUUCAUAUUUUACUACAAGUGAUUCACAAGGAAAUCCAGUAACAACACCAGUGAAUAUGACACCUGAAGCAUUAACUGGUUCUAAUAUACCAACAUCAGCUCGUGAACUUGCAACUUUAAUGCAUGGAGAAGUUGUUUGUGCAGUUACGAUCAGUGAAGCAUCAAAACGUAUUUAUACUGGUGGAAAAGGUUGUGUAAAAGUUUGGGAUCUUAAACAAACGGGUACAAUACGAACUCCACUAUCAUAUUUUAAAUGUCUUAAUGAUGAUAGUUAUAUACGUUUUUGUAAAUUACUUUCUGAUGAUCGAACACUUAUUGUUGGUGGUGAAGCAAAUAUUAUUUCAAUAUGCGAUUUAUCAGCAGUUACAGGUGGUUCCGCAAGUAAUACACGUUCAUCAACACCAAAUUCUAAUGCAUCAUCACCUGCACCAUCAAAUCAUCCACCAUCAUCAACAUCACCAAGAAUUAAAGGUGAACUGAAAUUAAAUGCACCAGCUUGUUAUGCACUUGCACUUGGUCCACAAGAUUCUAAACUUUGUUAUUGCUGCUGUUCAGAUGGUUCAAUUGCUAUUUAUGAUAUUCAUAAUCAAUCAUUAGUUAAAUCAUUUGUUGGACAUACUGAUGGUACAUCAUGUAUUGAUAUUGCUCCAGAUGGUCGUACAAUGUGGACUGGUGGUUUAGAUAAUACAGUACGUUGUUGGGAUCUUCGCAAUGAUUAUGCUCCAUUACAAACAUAUGAAUUUGAUUCACAAAUCUUUACAUUGGGUUAUUGUCCAACAGGUGAAUGGCUUGCUGUUGGAAUGGAAUCUUCAACAGUUGAAUUAAUUAAUAUAUCAUCAGCAACGAGUAAUUCAUCUAGUCCAUCAAUGAAAAAAUCUCAUGAUAAAUAUACAUUAAGUUUACAUGAAAGUUGUGUUUUAGCACUUAAAUUUGCUCAUCAAGGUAAAUGGUUUAUAUCGGCUGGUAAAGAUAAUUAUAUUCAUUGUUGUCGAACACCAACUGGCCUUCUUUUAUUUCAAUCAAAAGAAUCAUCAAGUGUACUUUGUUGUGACAUAUCAGCUGAUGAUCGAUAUAUUUUAACAGGCUCAGCUGUUGCUUUAGUUAUUGUGGUACUUAUCUUUGUGGUGAUGAUGAUAUUUUCUGGUUUUAUAGUUGAUUUGAGUAGUUUAUAUAGUUGGAUAGGCUGGCUUAAAUGGUUGAGUGCUUUUCGAUAUGCAUCGAAUCUGUUAACAAUCAAUGAAUUUCGUGAUAUCACUUUUUGUUUGGCUAAUAUGACAUCAGUUUGUCCAACCAAUGGAACGGAUAUAUUAAAAAGUAAACAAAUUGAUUAUGGAUCAGAUUGGGAUCAAUGGAAAGAUGUUUUAGCAUUAGGAGCAAUGGCUGUUGCUUUUUUUGUUUUUGCUUUUAUUCAACUUAUCAGAAUGAAAAAGACCAAAUAA
Adineta steineri is the source of this 3063-nucleotide messenger RNA. Lineage: Eukaryota; Metazoa; Rotifera; Eurotatoria; Adinetida; Adinetidae. The record is from the annotation of a GenBank genome assembly.